AUGGCUCCGGCCUCUCCAACUCCCCGUCGAACACCCACGGGACGCCGCAGAGGGCGUCCACCCGGCACCACCAACGCUGCGCGUGCCCUCAGACAGGCUUCACUUGCCGCCGCCGCUGUCUCCGAACCACCCCCCAAGAAGCGACGUCGCUACGUUCCCGGAGGCCCUGGAGGUGGUGGACGAUAUCUUGACGCCGACGCCAUCGACACCCCCGAUACAACCCGCACCAUGACAGCCUCGCGAUCCAGAACCUCGGCCUCCCGGAUGGCCCUCAACGGCGCCUCCCCGUCUCUGCCCCCGCGGCGGGAGCGGAGCACACGAGCCAGAACUGCUGCCAACGAAGACAGCGACGAGAUGCGAUGGGGAUCAGCCGCCGCCAUGGCUGCGUCCGUGAAGCAGGCCGAAGACUACAAGCCUCGAGAGGAGCGCAGCUGGGAAGAGUUCCAUCCAAACCUUGAUAUCGACCUCCCGUUUGUCAUCUUUCCUGCCGACGAUGUCGACGGAGUCGUCCUGCAAGAGGCGCCGAAUACUCCCGCUAUAGAUGCGCCGCCUCCUACCACACCACACCUAGAGUCCAUGACACCGUCCAAAUCCGUCAACCCCGCCUCGACAGGAAAUACACCAAAUCCCCAGGCAGCGCGCGGCCCAGAAGUCGAUGCCGACGAUUCAGCUGCUGGUACCCCAUCAAGACGCCCUCGCCGAUCCACUCGUGAAGUCGUCAGCUUUUAUAACGUUCGACCCCUUGACUUUGCUCCUACUCCUAGAACCCCCAAGAUCCUCCCCAUAUCGAACCAGACGCCAAAGGAGCGGCUCGACCUAAAACAACCACAGUAUAGAAAGACCAACCGCAUCGAAUUGUUUGAAAGCAAGACUUUUGGCCAGGCACGCUAUGUUGACAAGGCCAUGAGCAAUGUUGGCUACCAAGAAAGCGACAACUUUAUUCGAUCCGAGCGUACACUGAUCAAAGCCAUCGAUGGCAAUGCCGAUGAUGAACUUGGCCGUGUUGAGUAUGACAUGGACGAGCAAGACGAUAUGUGGCUUGAGCAAUACAACGCCCAGCGCAAGCAGAACGAGCUGGAAGCCAUCACGCGCGAGGUCUUUGAAAUUACCAUGACCAAGAUCGAAAAGGAGUGGCACGCUUUGGAACGAAGAAUACCAAAGCCAAACCCCAAACCGCCACAGACGCACAGGCCGCGGUCCAGCUCAGCUGUGGCCGUUAACGGCGAGACUCACAGCGGCGAGGAACCUGACAGUAAAUGCGCUAUAUGUGAUGAUGGAGAUUGCGAAAAUACCAACGCAAUUGUUUUCUGCGAUGGUUGUAACCUCGCGGUUCACCAAGAAUGCUACGGUGUGCCUUUUAUUCCAGAGGGCCAGUGGCUAUGCAGGAAAUGCCAGCUAUGUGGUCGCGGAAUACCAACAUGCAUAUUCUGCCCCAAUACGGACGGCGCAUUCAAGCAAACCAACUCGUCAAAAUGGGCCCAUCUACUCUGUGCCAUGUGGAUUCCUGAAGUCUCCUUAGGAAACCAUACGUUCAUGGAGCCCGUCAUGGACGUAGAAAAGGUCCCCAAAACUAGGUGGAAGUUGACUUGUUAUAUCUGCCGUCAGAGAAUGGGCGCCUGCAUUCAGUGUGGCAACAAAAAUUGCUACCAGGCCUUCCAUGUCACAUGUGCCAGGAGAGCACGAUUAUUUCUCAAGAUGAAGACUGUCCAGGGCACUCUUGCUGUGUUAGACGGCAGCAUGGUGCUCAAGGCAUUUUGCGAUAAGCAUUGCCCGCCGGAUCACGCCCAAGAAAACCAGGUCCACCAGGCCACGCGAGCCGCCAAAAAGUUCUAUAAGAGGAACAUGCGUGGGCGUAUCUGGGCAGACAAUCAAGCCAUGGCAAAUGUCAUUGCAGCGCAACACCGCACUGCCAUUACAGAUCACCCGCCAGAUGAGAGCCAGAUGACGGGUGCGAAGAACCUAGCCAUCCUGGGCGACAAAAAGAAGGGACAGCCUCCUAAAAACCUCUGGAAGCUUCCAUCUGGAGCACCCAUCAUCCCUCAGGUCGUCUUUGACAUUGUCGAGGCAUCUAUUCAACGGUUCACGUUCAGGAAGCGCAAGGACUUCCUCAGCGAAGCUUGCCGCUAUUGGACCCUGAAGAGAGAGGCACGUAGGGGUGCCGCGCUCCUCAAGCGCUUGCAGCUGCAGAUGGAGUCAUUCUCUUCCAUGGAACUGACAAGGCGAAACUUCGCCGCCAUGGGUCCCAGCGGCAAGGCGAGACUGGCUCGCCGCAUCGAGUUUGCCCAGGGUAUCAUUCACGAGCUCGAACAGCUCAAGGUUCUUGCCGACGACAUUGUGCAGCGUGAACAGCUCAAGUUGGAUGCUGCCGAGCUCGAGCAGGACUUUGUAGACGAGUGCUACUUUCCGACUGCCAAGUUACUAGUUCCUGCUGUGGAGAAGGCUAUUUCGCUGGAUAAGGGUCUCUUUACGGAUGGCUUGGCCGAUUUACAGGCAAGCAUUGAGAAGCGGGUGUAUGUCAACACCUUGAGCUUUGCACAAGACCUCGGCGAUAUCAUCAGCAAGGGAAUCUUGACUCCUCCUGAGCUCUCGGAAUCCAUUAAUCGUGAAAUGGAGGAGGAUGAAGCGGAUAACAACAGCACCAAUAACUCCAUUAUAACAUCAACAUUUUCAGACAUACGAGAGCGGCGGAAGCUCGGAAAGCGAAUUCUCAAGGCUGUGCAGCCACUGCUUGAAAUGUCGCUACAGGUUGAAGCCGAAAUAUCUACAAAGCCGUCUGAAGCGCUGCAGAGAGAGUUGGAGGCCCUUAUUGAUGCUAGCAUCGAAGUAGGGCGACAGCCCAACGCAGCGGCACAUAACGAAGCAGAUGCGGCAGCUGAAGACACCAUUAUGCUCGACGCUCCUGAGCCGUCAUCUGAAGUCCUCCCUACCAUUAAGAGUGAGCCUCUAGCAGGCGGGAGUGGCAUUGUCUCCGACAACGGCGACGUAAUGGACACUGCUGAGAAUGAAGAAGAAGAAGAUGAUGAAGAUGAUGAUGAGGACGAUAACGAUCGCCAUGAGGAAGAGGAAGGUGACAGUAUUGAGGUUAAUACCGUCGGGUUGGGCAUCAUGACCAGCCGCACCUCAGGGGGCCUCGGUAUAACGACAGAGAUGAACAUUAAAUCGGCGAGAGUCAAUGCUGCUAUCGCAUCUGAAACCCCUCCUAACAGCACGAGCAGCUACGUCGUCAUAAGUCGCCCAUCACAAGAUGGGCCACCAACCCCACCGCAGAGUGGUAUCCUUUGGUACCUUAGGGCACUUGAGCCAUACGGAACGUCCAUCCUUGAGGAGCACUGGGCAGCGGGCCGAGAUGCAGUGCGGACGCUCAGCGAAGAGCUGACGGAUUUCGAUGACGAGGACUUUAAGGACCUUGACGAUGCCGUGACAGCUGCGGCGAUGGAUACGGAAGAGCCGAGAGAUGCGUCGAGCGCCGGCAGCACCAAGAACAAGACGGCGAGUAGACUUCCAAAGAAACGAAGACCGACUAGACGGCGAUAA
Messenger RNA from Trichoderma breve, 3534 nucleotides. RefSeq names its product PHD-zinc-finger like domain-containing protein. Bases 1 to 3534 code for a protein of 1177 amino acids. Gene Ontology annotation, biological process: regulation of transcription by RNA polymerase II. Lineage: Eukaryota; Fungi; Ascomycota; Sordariomycetes; Hypocreales; Hypocreaceae. The record is from RefSeq and is a predicted model, not a curated record. The transcript is spliced from 5 exons.